CAUGGUAUGUACAUAUGGUGGUGUAUCGGUGAUAUAAAUCAUACGUUAAAGAGCAGUGAUUCCAAACCUUGGUGGAACCCCUCCCAUGAAUUUUCAUUUUCCAAGGCACCCUUGUUAAUAGUGUUCUAAUGCAAGAUAUGAUCGUCUGUUUUUUUUAAAGUUAUUAAGCAAUGUAUACUGAGUUUGGAAUUCAAGAUUGCAUCAAAUGAGCUAAUAUGAUAGACUUGGUGAAAAGUCAUACUGUAAUAGCACAGGAUUAUUUUACGAUUUUUUGGAGAACCCUUGGUGAUGGUCGCCGGAAGCCCCCAGGGUUCUACGAGCUCCUAGUUGGUGAUCUAAGUUAUAGAGUGUUGAUUGUCUGUGUUUUUAUUAUUAAACUGUUUUUUUUGUGGCUGCACUGUGUGGCUGCUUGGUGCUGUGACGGCCAGGAUAACAGUACCUGGGUUUGCACCAAACGAGAGGGAAGGCUCGCUAUGAGGCUCUGCUCAUAGGGGUCGUGCAAGCAACGUCGUGGUUAACUGCAUGGUGUGGUGUAGUCAACUGACGUGUCAAACGCAUAAGCCGGAGUAGUUAUGCAAAGCGUAAGUGGUAGUUCCCAUUUUGUUUUGCUUAAUAUAUUAUCAUCUACUUACUUUGUUUUUGCUUGUUAGUUAUUGUUUGACGGCAACAUUAUUGACACAUACGUGGAGCACUUCAAAUCAAGGUAUAUCCACAACUUUCUAUGUACGUACUACCCUAACACCAUUCGAUGAACUUUUCAGAGAACAUGUGUAUGAUUUCUUUGGAAAUCUAAAAACAUGGUUUAUGACGAUGGAUGAGGGCGAUGUAAUAUCAGGAGGUGAUGAUUUGUCUGGUGAUCUCAGCACAGACAAGAUUGCAUCAAAUAGUCAAGACCAUCCAGCAAUCCAGUCACUGUCGUCAGGUCAGGAAAGCAAUGAAUUAUCAGACAAUCAAAACACUAAAUCUGCGCCUGAUGAAAUGCUGUGUUCCUUACACAUCAAGAGCAGUGAUAAGUAUCAAGAUUUUGGUAGAGUCAUUUGCUUCAAAGAUGACAAGUUGGCAAAAUGCAAGGAAAUAUUAAUGCUACGAAAACAAAAAAACUUGAAAUAUGCUGACAUAUCCCUGCCAACUGUAGUAGACAGUAUCCAUGGUUAUCACCACAAGUGCUAUAGGAAAUUUACAGCAUUACCAAAGGCUCACAGAUCUGCAACCAAACCUUCGUGUCACAUGAGCCAAGAAAAUCCUUCAUGUCACAUGAGCCAAGAAAAACAAUCACUAAGCUUGAACGAAUCGGCAGCAACAUCGAAAGAGGGCACAUGUGAUUUCCAGCCGAUGUGCUUGUUUUGUGGAUCGGCUAGAAAAAAAAAUAAAAACGUGGAGCAAAAAUUAGUUUCAGCUGAGACAGCCCAGUUUGCUGGAAACAUUCAAGAAUAUGCUGAAAUGAAAGGGGAUGAAAAAUUGUUAACACAGAUAAGAGACCAGGAUUUUGUUGCAAAAGGAUUGAGGUACCACGCCAACUGUCGCUCACUGUACCAGAGUCAAGCAAGGGCAAUGUCCAAAAAUGGAAAUCAACCAAGGACAGGGUACAUAAGCAGAGAGAAAGAAGUUCAUAGAGAGGCUUUUGACUCAUUGAUAUCUUACAUUGAACAGAAUGUAAUUGAGAAGCGCGAGGUGCAUUUGUUAACUGACCUGAACACCUAUUAUACAGCCACUGUUCAUGAAAUAGGUGGUGAGGACUUUCAACAUGCAACCCCAACAGCACAAAAGCUGGAUGAAAAAUUAACCAAACAUUUUGGUGAGAGGAUCGUGGUUCAAAAGGGAAACACAAAACGUGGAAGUAUUGUCCAUUCGUCUGAGAUGUCAAAAGAAGAAGCACUUGCUUUCAAAUUUGAUAAACUCAUGGAUAUUAAAAUGAAAAUCAGAGAUGCAGCAUUGGUACUUCGUGAAGCCAUCAUGAAAGCCCCACAAAAGCAAAUACCUUCAAGUCCGACCAUGCAAGAUAUAAUUGGUGGGAAGUUGAUGUCCCGAGUGAAAUCAAACUCUCCGAACACAUCGAUGUCACCAUAA
Eriocheir sinensis (Chinese mitten crab) is the source of this 2067-nucleotide messenger RNA. RefSeq lists its product as uncharacterized. The record is from RefSeq and is a predicted model, not a curated record. The transcript has 4 exons. Bases 805 to 2067 code for a protein of 420 amino acids. Lineage: Eukaryota; Metazoa; Arthropoda; Malacostraca; Decapoda; Varunidae.